Molecule: messenger RNA, 2832 nt
Organism: Xiphias gladius (swordfish)
Lineage: Eukaryota; Metazoa; Chordata; Actinopteri; Istiophoriformes; Xiphiidae
Gene: mei4
Product: meiosis-specific, MEI4 homolog (S. cerevisiae)
Exons: 5
Coding region: 695-1738 (347 amino acids)
Biological process (GO): meiotic DNA double-strand break formation; spermatogenesis; DNA recombination
Cellular component (GO): lateral element
Source: RefSeq, a predicted model, not a curated record
GUCGUCGCCGCUGCCGUUUGGCUAGCCGUGCCGAGCUAGCUGUAGCUGCGCACAGUUAGACGUGAAGCCGAGCGUUGGCCUCCCCGGCUGUUUGUCGGUAGACUGAAAUGGCCCCGGGCCGCCGGAUUAUACCGGUUAAACACGACAAACCAAAAACACCACGGACUGAUUUUUAACUUGUAACGGGGCGAGUUUGGCUUGGAAGCACCGCAGCUAAUUAACCUCCGAAACAAUACGCGAGUUGUUCCAGAGUUUUGUUUGUUUUAGUUUAUGUUGUUUUUUCCAUCACAGAAAAACACAUCGAGGACUGAAGUGGUCGUGAGGUUUGGUGGGAAGCAACAAACCGAGACAGGCAGUUUCCUGUGGCUGUCCGAUAAUGGACGCACGUAAGAUUCUGAACGCCGGCCGGCGAUCAUUCGAUUCAGCCGCGGCCGAAUGAGCCACGACUGCCUCGGGUCAGGGCAGAGCAGAGCCCACGGUUUGCCCCCCGGGGAGGUUCGUUCACCUCGGCUGCUAGAACCGAAAAGGUGGCUCGUAAAAAGUGAACUGACACGAAACUAACCCAACGGUUGCCUCCACCUCGCUGGGCUUUGGGCUUUCACUGGCCCAAACAGGAGCAGGUCAGGCGGCGUGGUUCUUCACGAAAGCCAAAGUUGCCCUGGCGGUGGCAGUAAUAAAGAGCAAGCCUCCGGGUAUGAGCGUUCGAGAGCACGCUGAGGCUUUGGCCUGCAAGCUGAAGGGCCAGGAUGAAAGCUGGAAGAAAAAAGCCCAGGGGCUGCAGCAGGAGGUGCUGAGGCUGCGGCAGGAGAUGCUGAUCACCAGGGCGACGUCAGACACAAAGAGCACCGCAGAGACCGCAGGUCGUGACAGUACAGUGGAAGACAUGUCACAGGAUCUGUUUGGUCCUUCAGAGCUUCAACCUGGCUGUGACUCAGAGACUCCUGAACUCCUACAGGAAGUCCCCCAGCCCUCCACCUCCGUUCCUCAGCCGCCAAUUCCCUCCGGUCACCACGGGGGUCCUCAGGAAAGAGGGAUGCACCCCCACGUGCAGUUCCUCCAGUCACUGUGCGCCCUACACCGGGUACAAGGGAGCAAAAGAGGCCUGGAGGCCCUGUGGUUCAGCCCUGAUGGGGAUGCAGGGUCACUGUUGGUGGAUUCUGUGUGCCAGCUCCUUGACUCGGUGGUGGCGGCGUGCAGGGAUCCCCCUCCGCUGGGUCCUUGCGACCUCCUCCUGCAGGCCUGUCAGGUCGCGGCCCAAGCGAUGGACCUCUUCUGCUCUCAGAGGCUGCCAUCUUUGGAGUUCACGAGACGUGUGGAAGAGUCGCUGAGGGAGUUGACCGGGAUGCUGCUUCACAGUAAUCAGCCCAGCAGGCUCCAGGCUGCGGAGACGCUGGCGGAGUACCUGAUCACACUGGGGAGCAGCAGCAUGUCAAAGUCCUUUCUCAUUCGUCACAUCCUCUCUCAGAUCAGCGCUGUGGCCGAUCAGCUCUGGCAGGCCUUCCAGGGGCAGGAGAGCUCAGGGCUCGACAAGUUUCCUGUGGAGCAGUAUCAGAACUCGUGCCACCUGUUUCGGAUCCUGGAGGAGCUCCUACAGAAAUCAAAGGUAGAGGUGGGGUCGGAGCAGAUUGGCCUCCUGAGUCACUUGGAGCAGCGCGUCUUUCUAUUGUCAGAUGAGUUUCCCUUGUUUUCCAUCUGCGUGUGGAGGAUAAAAGGUCUCCUCACUUCCUCAGAGAGAUAACGUCCCCCAAGUGUAAGUAACAGACAGGCCACAUUCAAAGGUUUGGUUUCCACUCUGUAUUACCCUUUACCCUAUAUGAACAAAGUGGCUUUAAACAACAGGUAAUACCCCACCAAUCAGCAUCCAUUGAACGCUGCGCUGUGGCGAGGAGCACUAAAAAGGAAAACACAGGAUGCAUCAUAUUCCCAAAGAACCACAAUCUUCAAAUCUAUCUGAAGGUUAAGUCUGGUGACAUUGUAUAUUCAUCUUCUUGUCAACAAAUCCCAUGAAAAGAUCCAAACCAACGCUGGAUGUCUCCCACCAACAAAUACUGCCCCAAAUACUCACUAGAGCACCAAAUGUGGAUUAAUCCGCUGCUCAAAAUAGUCCCCAAUAAAUGCACUACUUCUGUUUGACUGGUACAGUGAGCAGCUGUUUUAGGAAAUUACAGAGCCUUUUUUUUAAUUAGAAGCGGAGGUUGGGGCUGAGAGCCACAGACAGGGCAGGGGGGUAAAAAAGUGUUUAGAGACGGACCAACACCUUGUUGGUUUUGGUUUCUUCAUGGGAUCUGCUGACAAUAGCAAAAAUAAAGAAUAUUGCCAGUCUUAUCCUUUAAAAAAGAAUAAAGGCCUAAGAUUAUUCUGUACAGUAAUGGUUCCGAUACUGAACACUUGAACCUAGUGGGCAGUGACUACUAUUCAACAUCUAAAUAUGUACUAAUUAUAAUUAAACAUUUCAGGCUGGGACAAGUAAUACAUGCUAAAAUUGAGAAUUUGAAGGGAUUCUCUCAAAAGGCGGGCAUUGAGUGAAGAACUCAUCUUCUACAUAAGUAGUACUUAUGUGAAAUGUUUGUAGAUUUGUUUCUGUAUAUAAGUUCCCACAAACCAACAAACUCUCAAGAAAUUUAUGUCGCCUUUGCGGAAGUUGGUCAAUAGCAACUCAGAACAAAACGCAUUGUAUGAGGACUUUAAUAUUUUUCCAGGCUUAGUGGACUUUAUGUUUCCAGUUGUAGCCAUGUAUGCCUGAAAAUGUUAUCAAAUAAAUAUAUGUCACAUGCUUGUACUUGUGCAUAACUCCACAACUGAGUGGAAAAAAUAAAUCUUGCCAUUAUCUAA